Saccostrea cuccullata (small rock oyster) is the source of this 2956-nucleotide messenger RNA. RefSeq names its product E3 ubiquitin-protein ligase MIB2-like. The transcript is spliced from 18 exons. NCBI's taxonomy places the organism in Eukaryota, Metazoa, Mollusca, Bivalvia, Ostreida, Ostreidae. Gene Ontology annotation, biological process: protein ubiquitination. Gene Ontology annotation, cellular component: cytoplasm. Bases 1 to 2583 code for a protein of 860 amino acids. The record is from RefSeq and is a predicted model, not a curated record. Gene Ontology annotation, molecular function: zinc ion binding; protein binding; ubiquitin-protein transferase activity.
AUGGCGGGACUCCGUGUAGUGCGGGGACCGGACUGGACUCAGGGGGACGGGGAUGGAGGGGAGGGGCAUUUAGGGACGGUAGUGAUCGUCAGUGAGAGGGAGGCUGUCGUGAAUGUGAUCUGGGACAUUGGAAAUAUUACAACCUGCCGGAUCGGAAAAGACAACAAAUAUGAUCUGAGAGUGUUCGAUAAUGCUUCCAUAGGAAUUGUUUUUAAAAACAAGAAAUGUUCGGAAUGUCAGUGGGAAAUUUUCUAUGGAAUGUGCUGGGAGUGCAAAAUCUGUAAAGACACCGACCUCUGUACCAUUUGUUACUUCAGAGGCAAACACGACAUGGAACACGAGUUUGUCAGAUAUACUAUGCCAAAUGCAGAAGGAGUCGAAGUCCAAAAACGCUUCUCAAGUCUGGCCAUGAGGUCAUUUGGAAUGUAUCCUGGAGCCAAAGUCACCAGGGGAAGAGAUUGGGAUUACGAAGACCAAGACGGUGGAAGUGGGGCGGUGGGAACUGUACGGGACAUUCGCAGUUUCAAAAAGGAUAUGUCUCACCGUAACGCUGUUGGAGUCAUUUGGCCUUCAGGAAAAGUGUUUGCUUAUCGCAUUGGAUUCAAGGGGAAAGUUGAUCUUGCCUGCAAAGAAGUGGCGAGAGGAUUUGAAUAUUAUCGUGAACACCUUCCACUGCUAGAUCUUGAUUUGAUUAAGAAUCAGGUAACUACUCAGUCAACUGUUGGUGUAAAAAUUGGCGACCAAGUCUGCAUCACCCUUUCUAAAGCAGAAUUAAAGGAAGCACAGAAAAAUUUCGGGGGGUUUCAUGACGAGAUGGAAAGUGCCAUAGGGAAACGUGGUAUAAUCGAUGGUUUUACAGACAACGGGGGAAUUGUCGUCAAAUUCCAGGACAACAGAUGGGUCUUCAACCCAAAGGCUCUAAGCAAAGUUUGGAGGGUGGCCGCGGGGGAGACUGUCCGUGUAAAAAAUGACCAACAAAAAGUUGAAGCCCUCCAGAAAGGCCACGGAGAGUGGAAUCCAAAUAUGUCCAAGGUUUUGGGCAAAGUAGGUAAGAUAGCCCGAAUCACUCCUAAGAAUGAUGUAGUAGUGUCCUUCGGGAGGAAACACUGGGUAUUUAAUGUGGCCUGCUUGACCCCGUGCCCCGGGGCUCAGGUCGACGAGAUGGAGGAAGAGGAGGAUCUCUCUUUAUCCGUUGCAACUGCUGGCUUAGCGAAUGGAUUGGGGUUAUUACUAGAGCAACUGCGAAUACUACAAGCCCAGAAAAGCAGACUGUCCCCUGAACAGUUUCUCAGAAUGGCGGCUGAUGGAGACGAUAAAAUGGUGUCACAAAUGGUCAAAGGGGAACCAAACCUGUGUAAUAUGCAAAUAAAAGGAACAACGGCGUUGAUUGCUGCAUCAUUUGAAGGACAUGAUGGCGUUGUUAAGAUUUUGAUUGCCAGUGGAGCAAAAGUGGACCAAACGGACCAAAACGGAAAUACGGCAUUACUGGCCUCUGUUUCUGCGAACAAAUCCACCACUGUCAAGAUAUUGCUUGAAGCAGGGUGUGACGUCAAUGCUGCGAACAAAAACGGAAGGACAGCCAUUCACGUGGCCGCAAAAUCUGGUUUUGAGGAACCAGCUAAACUCUUGAUUGCAUAUAAAUGUAGCGUAAAUGUUCAGGACGUUGUUCGAGAUACACCCCUACAUGAUGCGAUUGAAAAUGGCCUGGACGCUCUUAUUUCCCUAAUUGCUGAUGUCAAGGAUAUUAAUUUUAGGCUUGUCAACAAAAACGGCUUUAACGCUCUCAUAUUUGCCGCUCUGAAAGGAAAUAAAACGGCAAUGAAUAAAAUCACAGCAAAAUGUCCAGAAAUGACAAAUGAACCAGAAUCAAACAAGAGCAACACAGCACUCCAUGUUGCUGCUUUGAAUAAUAAGACCGAGAUAGCCACAAUUCUGAUCCUACAAGGAAAAGCUGAUCCCAAUAAGCCGAACAAGGUGGGAAGAACACCCCUUCACUUGGCCUGUAUCGAGGCGUACUACGAUAUGGUUAAAAUUCUCCUCGAUCAUGGUGCGAAUAUUUCUAUCUCUGAUAACGAUGGUAACACGCCACUUCACUGUGCUCUAGGAGGCGUGCGAUCACAGCCAAUGCUGUUGAUCUUGAUGGGGCGUCAAGUUCAGACUAAGACAGAAAGAGUGAAGAUUGCCUGCAUGUUGAUAGAAUUUGGUGCCAAGAUCGAUCAGAGGAACAAAAAAGGCCAACAAGCCAUAGACCUAGCCACAGAAGCAGACGUCAAAGCUGCUGUACAACAACACGCCGAUUCUGUGUCAAAAAGACGAAGGGAACAGGGAGGCCGUGACCGGCCAUCGUCCGGUAGAAAGGAACAGCUGAUGUUUCAGCAGCAAAUGGUUGUACCCUGCUUCAUGUGCUUCCAACAGACCGGAAGUGUUACUAAUGACCCUUGUGGCCACAGAUGCUUAUGUCCAAACUGCAGUUUCCGGACGGAGGAAUGUCCGGUAUGCCUUCAGACGAUUAAUCGGCGACUCGAUCCUCAAGGAAAUGUUUUACAACCCCUCAGUUUAGAAGACCUUUGCAAAGUCCAGUAGCCGCUAAUACAAUCAACAACUUUAAAGAGAACUUUUAUAAAAUCAGUGUGAUGGAAUAAGAAGUUGUAUUUUGCAUGGACUAUAACACCAUAAAAUACUUACGAAUAAAUAAUUGUCCAUGUGGCAUUAAAAGAAACUGAAAUAGUUAUUGCCUUAUUAUGUAAAUAUUUGUUUGGUUUACUAUUAUUAUUAAAAGUAACUAUAUUUAUCCUUAUAGCGUUAUGCACGUGUAUAAUGUAAAGAUGUUAUUUGUUUACUUCCCAAAUCCAUUUAAUGUAUACGCAGAAAUGCUGAUAUAUAUAGGAAUAAAAUGCGUGCUAACCCGUCCGUAUAUAUGUACUUGUACAUUAUUUGACAUCCCAAAAACGUACAG